UAUAUAUGGUGGGGCCGGGCCGGGCGGGGGCGGUGCCCGGGUUCGAGUCCCGCGUCGGCCCGCACCGCUCCGCUCCCGCCCGCUUGGCCGGGCCCCGCUGGCCGCGGAGAUGGGCGACAUGGAGUCCUACAAGGUGAUGCUGAAUGGGCCGGCACCCUGGGGCUUCAGGCUGCAGGGAGGGAAGGAUUUCAGCAUGCCGCUCUCCAUCUCCAGGCUGACUCUGGGUGGGAAGGCAGCCCAGGCCGGCGUGGGAGUGGGUGACUGGGUGCUGUACAUCGACGGGGAGAGCACCAGUGCCAUGACACACAUCGAGGCCCAGAACAGGAUCCGUGCCUGCGGGGACAGGCUCUGCCUCACCUUGAGCAGAGCCCAGAACCAGCUGGGGAAGCCGCAGAAGGACUCACUCCCCUGCUCUGAACCCCUGAAAUAUAACUUCGCUCCCAGCACCGCCCUCAACAAAACAGCUCGGCCCUUCGGGGCCGGCUCACCUCCGAACCCACGGCCCGGGCUGGUGACGAAACCCGUGACCUACGCGCCCCUGGCGCCCGCCUGCACCCCCCAGCACAACGGUGUGCUCUCAGCCCUGGGUGAGCUGGGUGUGAGACUCAGGGAUAGGGGGCUCAUGCAGGCCAUAGGACGUCUCUGCUACUGGUGUGCUGUGAUUCUGUGCUGGGAAAGGUGGGGGACAGCCCCGGGACAUCUGUCAGAUUUGACAGAUGACUCUGUCACUCACAGGCAGCCCCCACAGCUGCUGGAGUCCCCCAACACCCCAGUGUGUGACCCAGUGAAGCUGCGGAUGUUAGAGGACAUUGAUGACUCCAAGCCCCACAGCUGGACCUCCCAGUCCCGUUCCUUCCGCAAACUGUCGCGCCUGGUGGGCGCAGACGCCAUGGAGGAUGGUGAGGACGAGCUUGUUAAAAAGCCCAGGGAUGCCCAUGGGUCCAGCUGGGGCACGGUGGAGCAGUGGGAGCCCCCACAGCCUCUGGAGCCCCCCAGCACGCCCGGGUGUGACCCUGGGAAGUUGAGGAUGUUAGAGGAUGCUGAGGACUGGCAGCCCCGCACCGGGACCUCGCAGUCCCGCUCCUUCCGCAAGCUGGCCCAGCUGACGGGCACAGAUGGCAUGGAGGAUGGUGAGGAUGAAUUUAUUAAAAAGCCCAGGGAUGCCCAUGGGUCCAGCUGGGGCACGGGGCAACAUCGGCAGCCCCCGCAGCCCCUGGAGCCCCCCAGUGACACUGUGUGUGACCCAGUGAAGCUGAAGAUGUUAGCGGACAUUGUCGACUCAAAGCCCCACACCUGGACCUCCCAGUCCCGGUCCUUCCGCAAGCUGGCCCGGAUGGUGGGCGCCAGCAGCAUGGAUGAUGGUGAGGAUGAGCCCGUUAAAAAGCCCAGGGAAUCCCACGGGUCCAGCUGGGGCAUAGUGGAGCAGCGGGAGCCCGUGGAGCCCCCCAGCACCCCCGGGUAUGACCCCGGGAAGCUGCGACUGAUGGAGGACGCUGAGGGCUGGCAGCCCCGCACCGGGACCUCGCAGUCCCGCUCCUUCCGCAGGCUGGCCCAGCUGACGGGCACAGAUGAGAGUGAGUUCCCACAGGGCCUGGCACUGCCUGGGGACUGUUUGGGAUGCCCACGGGUCCAGCUGGGGCACGGUGGAGCAGCGGUGAGUGCCAGGGUCUGGCAGAGGUGUUGCCAUGUGCCAGGGCACCUUUUGGAGUGCUUCCCUGUUCCAGAGCAGGGUCUGUGCUUGGUGCUGGCUGAGCUCCUGCCCUCUGUCACUCACAGACAGCCCCCACAGCCUCUGGAGCCCCCCAGCACCCCCGGGUGCAACCCCGGGAAGCUGCGACUGAUGGAGGAUGCUGAGGACUGGCAGCCCCGCACCGGGACCUCGCAGUCCCGCUCCUUCCGCAGGCUGGCCCAGCUGACGGGCACAGAUGAGAUGGAGGAUCAUGAUGAUGUGUUUGUUAGGAAGCCCAGCCAGGUCUCCGUGCCGGACCCAUCCCCAGGAGCAACGAUGAAGACUGAGCCAGGACUGGCCCCCAGGACCCCCAGUGCCACCCCCAGCCCCACCAGCCGCCCGCCCUGGGCUGUGGACCCCUCGUUUGCCGAGCGCUACGCCCCGGACAAGACGAGCACGGUGGUGAGCAAGCACAGCCAGCCGGCCACGCCGACCCCCAUGCAGAACCGCAGCUCCAUCGUGCAGGCAGCCCAGCAGGCCCCCGAGGGGCCCGGCCGCACCCCGCUCUGCUACAAGUGCAACAAGGUCAUCAGGGGACGGUACCUCGUGGCGCUGGGACAUUAUUACCACCCCGAGGAGUUCAUCUGCUGCCAGUGCAGGAAGGUGCUGGAUGAGGGUGGCUUCUUUGAGGAGAAGGGCUCCAUCUUCUGCCCCAAGUGCUAUGACACGCGCUACGCACCCAGCUGCGCCAAGUGCAAGAAGAAGAUCACUGGGGAGGUGAUGCAUGCACUGAAGAUGACCUGGCACGUGCAGUGCUUCACCUGCAAUGCCUGCAAAACUCCCAUCCGCAACCGAGCCUUCUACAUGGAGGAGGGACAGCCCUACUGCGAGAGAGACUAUGAGAAGAUGUUUGGCACCAAGUGCCGCGGCUGUGACUUCAAGAUCGAUGCUGGGGACCGGUUCCUGGAGGCGCUGGGGUUCAGCUGGCACGACACUUGCUUUGUCUGUGCGAUCUGCCAGACCAACCUGGAAGGGAAGACGUUCUACUCCAAGAAGGACAAGCCGCUGUGCAAGAGCCACGCUUUCUCCCAUGUGUGAGGGGUGGGAAUUCAGCUGUGCCCACACUUGCCCCUGGCCCUGCAUGCUCCUCUCCCCCUGCCCCGCUGGCCCCAGGGAGCCAGGCUGGGCCCUUGGCCCUUUCCCUUGCUCCUGCCUCUUUCCUGGUAGCUCCUGGCUAAACUCCAGCCGGGUACAGUGCUGGGUCCAGAGCCUUUUAUAGCUGAGUGGCUUCUUAUAUGCUUCUCAACUGGCCCUAGGAGCCCUGGGAAUGGGAUGCUGCAUGGAUCUCCUGCCCCUGAGGCACGCAGCAUGGUGGGUACAGCCAUGCUGAGGCUGGAAUUGGAGAGGGUGUGCCACAGCUGGGCUGCUCCCUUGCUGCUGGGGCAGGGAUACUCCUUACACAUCCCUCCCUGAGUGGGUGAGGACCAGCUCCUGUCUCACUCUUCCCAGCCUUCCCUGCUGUGUGCUUGGGGCUGGAGACCCAGCCCUGGGGCCCUGCCCAUGACAACCCCCCAGCCCCCCUCAAACUGCUGCGGUGCCUUCCUGCCCCGCUUGCAUUCCGGGGCUGUCUGUCCCUCCUGCCCCCCACCCUGCUGGCCUCCCUGGGGCUGGCAUCACCCCCAGCCCAGCGUGGCCCAGCUGAGGGCUGGCAGCGUGUGCUGGUGCCAGCCCAGCCAGGCGGCUGCUCCUGCAAGGCUUGGGCACAGCUUCCUACCAAAGAGCUCUCUGCCACUGCCAUCCUGGGGCCACCGAUGCCUCCCCCCAAGCCACACCCUCUGGUCGGGCUGUGCUGAUGCAGCCACGGUGCUUUUAGUGCCUCUAAUAAACACGUCUCUGCAAGUG
This is a messenger RNA of Passer domesticus (house sparrow), 3571 nucleotides long. RefSeq names its product PDZ and LIM domain 7 (gene PDLIM7). The record is from RefSeq and is a predicted model, not a curated record. Gene Ontology annotation, cellular component: adherens junction; stress fiber; filamentous actin. Gene Ontology annotation, molecular function: muscle alpha-actinin binding; actin binding. Gene Ontology annotation, biological process: actin cytoskeleton organization; muscle structure development; heart development. The transcript is spliced from 24 exons. The coding region runs from base 110 to 2767 and encodes 885 amino acids. NCBI's taxonomy places the organism in Eukaryota, Metazoa, Chordata, Aves, Passeriformes, Passeridae.